This is a messenger RNA of Orussus abietinus, 1716 nucleotides long. RefSeq lists its product as uncharacterized. The record is from RefSeq and is a predicted model, not a curated record. Lineage: Eukaryota; Metazoa; Arthropoda; Insecta; Hymenoptera; Orussidae. The transcript is spliced from 5 exons. Bases 668 to 1081 code for a protein of 137 amino acids.
UCUCGUUUUUAUUAUUCCUUUCAGAGGUAGUAUCGUAAAGUGUAAUUUUCUUAUUUUAGGUUACGUUCACAAUGAGUGUAACGAGGUAAUUGUAGGUAUUUCAUUUUCGAUUUUCUCUCCUUUUCGAAUGUAAUGAUGAAGAGUGUACGUUGUUUUCUUUUUUUUUCAUUAUUUUCAAGGAAGUAGACAAGCGAAAGAUUGCUGGGAAAUGAACUUUAGAAGUUGGCCAGGAGAAUGGGAACCUCGUUGGAUUUAUAUCCAUAUAAAUAUCCGCGGUAUUUAAUUAAUUUAAAGUUCCCCUCGAAAGCGCGACGAUCGAUCAUCGGUCUCGGUGGCGAUUUUGUCGAGAGUUGGCGAAAAACCGACGUUAAUUCGUUAGAUUCGAGACAUGGAAACCGCGUUCCUGUCGUUCCCGAAAUAAUUGAGUAACGAACAUGAAAUCGUCAACCCUUCAGCACGUGACGUAUCUCCGACACGACGUGGAUUAGCCGAAAGGUAAAAAACAUCCCCAUCGGGGAUAAAAUCAGUGCAAGGAUAAAAAAUGCGACUCUCGUGAGGUGAUUAUCAAGAAGAAAAAGGAAGACCGCGGAAGACGAAGAGGACUUCGAAAUUGGCGCCGAGAAAAUCACCCACGACUAACUGGUCAUCCGGCCUUUCAAAAGUCGCCAUGUCGGACAAGGUUAAGGCAAGCCGGCCAACCGUGCCUCCACUCCAGUCGAAGAGACCGACGAUUUUCAUAUAUCCGACAGUUUCCCCGGAACAUAUCACGGUCUCCAUCGUCUCCUCCAUUUUGGGAUUCCCGCUGCUCGCGCUGCUAGUGAUCUGCUGCUUGCGAAGGAGAGCAAAGUUGGCUCGCGAACGAGCCAGAAGGCGGAACUGCGACCUGGAUCACGGAGCCCUGAGUCUCGUGAGAUUCAGCCCCGUACAUCGUUUAGCUGGAGUAGAAAGGACUACUAGAGCGGUGUCCUUCAGAAGCGAGCGAGGCUCCAGGGCGUUUCCUGCCCUGAACCUGGACACCGUCGUCGAGGAACGAUCCGACCCUGAACAGAGCACGGCCGUGGAACUCAGUAGCCCCGAUUAGCAUCCGGUUCCGGCACCGUCAAGGUCGCCGCGAGUUUCGAUGGUAUUGACGGUGCCAGAACCGGUGGAUUGCAGCCCAUUAUGGUCGGCCUUGACCAACGGCAACAUGUUGACGACGGAUUUGGGAGAUACCUAGCAGGAAGACGUGGGUGGAGAGUCGACGGAGUUCAUCCAGGCUCUGGUCUUCGAUCUGCCUAUUAUCUACUGACUUAAUGAACACCUCUGCACAUUUCGCUGCCCACGAACUUAACUUAAAAGUGUCACCAUGGACAGCAUUUCUUCAACGCCGUAAAUGUCGACGAAACUACGAAUUUAAAAUCCGCUGAUCAGCAGUGAUUAUUCGUACAAGUGAAAUGGAUCUGGUACAAGCUUACCCCGGAGGAACUUGAAACACGUAAUGCAUCAGUUUUUUGAAACAUUAAGUGGACCGAUACGAAACAAAAUGUCCAUGUUUUCUGAUGUGUUCAGGCCUUUGCAAGGUACCUCCUACACGUUAACAAGUGUCUAGUCUAAAGUAGCUUAAGGUAGCCGCGGCUAAUGUUAAGUUUCGUUACAAAGUCCAAGAGUUGUAUUUUAUACCGACCUGCCUCGCUUUACGUAAAGGACGCACGUCAGCGAGGCUUUAUACGAUGAUAA